Messenger RNA from Arvicola amphibius (Eurasian water vole), 901 nucleotides. It is a transcript of the gene Zfp57, whose product is annotated as ZFP57 zinc finger protein. Gene Ontology annotation, biological process: regulation of DNA-templated transcription. The transcript is spliced from 6 exons. The record is from RefSeq and is a predicted model, not a curated record. The coding region runs from base 56 to 901 and encodes 281 amino acids. NCBI's taxonomy places the organism in Eukaryota, Metazoa, Chordata, Mammalia, Rodentia, Cricetidae.
UAAGCAGUGUGGAAUAGACAUCAGACACCUAGUACCAGCCUGGCAUCAUCAAACAAUGGGAAGCAAGAAACAGCCUGCCCAGCCCCUCCAGAGACCAAUCAUUUGUGAGGAUGUAGCAGUGUAUUUCACCAAUGAAGAAUGGGCAUGUCUGACUGAGAAACAGAAGAUCCUUUACCGGAAAGUGCAGUCAGAAACCUUUAAGAACCUGGCAUUUGUAGAUCAGUACACCAGGCAAAAAGAAAAAAGACAGAAGAGAUCAGGUCUCUGUCCCCCAAAGGCAACAGGAAGCAAGAAGAGGAAUUCUCAAGAUCCUAGCUCAAAUCUGGAAGAUGAAGAGAGCAAUGAUAAGGAGAGGGACUCUCUUGCUUGUACAGGGAUGUUCAAAGGUGGACCACUCUAUUUCUGCCUGACCUGUGGCAAAUGUUACAAAAAGUACAUCAACCUCUUUAAUCACCAGUUCAAGGCCCAGAAGACUACUAGCCUCAACGCCGUGGGCUCCAAGCCUCAGCAUCAUAGAGAGAGGACUUUCGCUUGCCAGCUCUGUAACAAGACCUACCGUGAUCCUUCUGGACUGAGCCGUCACCGACGUACUCAUUUAGGUUAUAGGCCCAGUUCAUGCUCUGUGUGUGGAAAACGCUUCCGGGAUCAGUCUGAAGUCAAACGCCACAUGAAGGUACACGAAAACAGGAAGCCAGUGACUGGCAACCAGGAACGUGAGGUGAAGAAGGUUCCACUUAAAACAGCUGGACCCCAAGGUCCCAACCUCAGGCAUGUGAAAGUGAUCCAAAGACCAGUGGUCAGGGCUAAGUCUGUGUUGAUUGGAGGAAAGGGGGCAAAGGUGCAGUAUAGCACUGUAGCUAGAACUAAAGAACUCACUCUCCCAUGGGUCAAAUGUCCUUGA